Molecule: messenger RNA, 3603 nt
Organism: Penicillium longicatenatum
Lineage: Eukaryota; Fungi; Ascomycota; Eurotiomycetes; Eurotiales; Aspergillaceae
Exons: 7
Coding region: 1-3603 (1200 amino acids)
Biological process (GO): regulation of transcription by RNA polymerase II; DNA-templated transcription
Cellular component (GO): nucleus
Molecular function (GO): zinc ion binding; RNA binding; RNA polymerase II cis-regulatory region sequence-specific DNA binding
Source: RefSeq, a predicted model, not a curated record
AUGUCGCCCACGCCGCCCUCUACAACCCCGUCGAGCGGAAGCGCUCACUCGCCCGACUUCAGAAUCAUCCGCAAACGCAAUCGAGUCCCGCUUUCGUGCGCGCCUUGCCGCCACAGGAAGUUAAAAUGCAAUCGCUCCAACCCGUGCGAAAAUUGUGUCAAAAGAGGCGAUGCGCAUUCCUGCUCAUAUGCACAAGUGAAUACCCGGAAGAAGAACCUUCAACAACAGACAACGCCGACCUCACCAGAUGAUAUGCAAAAUCGUAUUGACCGGCUGGAGGGCCUGGUCUUGUCGUUGAUGACGAAUGGUGCGCAGUCGGCGGGCCCUGCGGCUGCCAUGGCUACAAUAUCUGGAGAUAGUAGUGCGGGGUCUACGGGACUCUCUCAUGAGCUGGAACUUGAUGAUGGUAUCCAUGGUGCAGAGGAGAGUGAUACGGAGCAGGUGACGAAGUCGUUUGGUGUGAUGAAAAUGGACAAUAACAAGUCCUACUACAUCAGCGAUGCACACUGGGCCUCUGUAUUAAAUGAUAUCACCGAGGUACGGAAUUUCUAUACAACACAUAAGAAACAGUUUGAGGAACAAGCAGAAAAGCUCAAGGCAUCUCGUCCAGAGACCGAUGUUCCUGGGUCAACGCUGCUAUUCGGGGUGAUGAAACCCCUCAGCCGACCAGAGAUUCUGUCUUCUUUGCCUUCCAAAUAUAUGACCGACCUCCUUGUUGCUCGUUACUUCAACAGCUAUGAUCCUGCUACACAUAUCCUUCAUGGCCCGACAUUCCAGUCCCAAUACAACAGGCACUGGGAGGACACUUCUCGAACUGAAAUUGUGUGGAUCGCGAUGCUAUUUGCAAUGAUGAGAUUGGCCAUGCUCUCAUAUUACAGAGAAGGUGACGAGCCUCCUGAGUUCAGAGGCAAGGCUAUGGACAUGGCCAGCUCCUUCCGAAAUUCAGUUGCAGAAUGCCUGACUUUAGCGGAUUACACAAAACCACAUCCAUAUCUGAUUGAAGCUCUAGUUUUCCAUUUACAUGGUGACUUCUCGCAGACCCGGGAAGCAGAUGUGUCAGUGUGGGUUAUGACAGGUGUGAUUGCCCGUCUGGCGAUGCGAAUGGGAUACCACCGAGAUUCAAAAGUGUUCCCUAACAUCACACCAUUCCAGGGUGAGAUGCGACGGCGGGUGUGGUCAUUUGUCCGGGUAGCAGAUGUGCUAUUUUCGUUCCAAGUUGGCAUGCCGAGUAUGCUCCGGGCCGCCGACAGUGAUACAGAUCUGCCGCAGAAUCUCUAUGAUGAUGACUUUGACGAAGACUCCAAAGAACUGCCACAACCCCGACAGCUGAGCGAGCCAACACCGAUUUCGUACCUGAUAACCAAGGCUCGUCUGGUGUUUGCAUUUGGACGUGUGAAUGAGCAUGCUUCAUCCAUCUCCAAUGCUUCCUAUGACAAAACCAUGGAGCUUGAUGCCGAUCUUCGGCAUGCUAGGGAUUCAAUUCCUGAUCAUCUGCGUCUCCGCCCGUUGGAAGACUGUCAGUUGGAUCCGGUGCAACUGAUCAUGUCUCGCUAUACAGUCAACAUGGUCUACCACAAGGCACAGAUUGUGCUACAUAGACCGUAUCUCGUUCGUGCACGCGAGAACCCCCGCUUUACCUACUCUCGACGAACUUGUAUCGACUCAGCCAUGGAGAUGCUCAGAGUCCAGUCAAUUCUUCACACAGAAUCGCAGAGUGGACGUUUACGCGGUCGCCAGAACCUAGUCACAUCCCUCAGCUCAGCAGACUUCCUCUUGGCUGCGUCAAUUGCCAGUCUUGAUCUGUACCAUGGGAACACACUCCAAGCCUCGGGCCGACCAUCCGGUGACACGUAUACAUGGGGCCAUGAACGACGUGACGAGAUGACUGCAGCAAUCCAACGUUCGAAAGAAAUCUGGGAUGAGAUGCGCGACAGGAGCAUGGAGGCCUUCAAAGCCAGCAGUAUCCUCGGGGUAAUGCUUGGCAAGCUACAUAGCAAUCUGCCGGGGCUUGAGAAUAGCACCGGAAACAACAUUUUCGAGCCACAGGAUGAGAAGCAGAAUGCUGCUAUGACGCUGGGUUUGUUGAGUAGUGGGAUGAGUCCCAUGAACACGGGUCUAUCCCCUUUCUCGGAUCCGGCCAUGAGAAUGACUGAUUCGCCGAUGCCUGCAGGCGUGGGCCUAGGUGCAGGCACCUCGGCUGAAAUGCUGGGUGGGCCUCUUUCACCUUUCAGCAGCAUGUUUGGCCAGAUGCCGGACAUGCAGGCCAAUCUUGACUGGGAGGCUUGGGAUACCUACAUUCAGAACCCUAAUUUUGGCGCUUCGAAUCAGUUCUGGCCCAUGGUGGAUCCCUCAGGACAAACAGUACAACCUGCUGGAUUGACACAGCCUCAAAUUCCAAGUCCACUUGGGACAUCACGAGCAGCGAAUGGUAUGCCGACUACGCAGAACGACAUUGGCGCUGCUGGUCGGGUACCAAAUAUGUUCUCGCCACCAAACGGCGAGAGCAAUGGCUCCUCUGCGACGGGGUUUACACCCAUGUCUCAGCCAGGCAUUCACUCCGCCGAGCCUCGUCACGGCUCUUUACUCCCUCAGCAUCUUCUUCUUCGGCCACAUUGUAUCAAUUACGAUGCGCAGACCCACUUCGAUACAUUCCCAACGUCUUGUCUCAACACCCAUCUCUCUCCGCUCAUCGCCCCUCUUACACCAGAUGAGGAAGCUUUUACGAAAGGAGAGGCAUUAGAGUAUGACAUCGAUUACGACGACUUGUAUGCGAGGUCCAAAGCCGCGGAUCUGGAAGCACAAAAGGAAAGUGCGCAAGAGAAAAGGAGGUCGCGCCAUAAAUUGCUUGAUGAAGAGAUGAAGCAAGUUGACGCGGCCUCGGCUUCAAGAAAAUCAACCAAGAACUACGAGAUUAGCCCGCCAUGCGAGACAGUCUACGUGGGCAAUCUGUUCUUUGAUAUUGCAGCCGAGGACCUGAGGGCGCAUUUCGAGCAAUUCGGAACUGUGUUAAAUACGACUAUUGUGCAUGAUAAUCGGGGGAUAAGCAAAGGAUUCGGCUACGUCCAGUUCGAUACUAUUGAAGAAGCUAAGCUCGCGGUCGAAAAACAACAUAUGAAAAUCCUCGGUGGCCGUCCAGUUGUCCUACAGUACGCCCGCAGCGCUAUUCAACACAGAACAAUCGAACAUGAACCCACCAACACACUCUUCAUCGGCGGCAUUCCCUACGAACUUACAGACCGUGAUAUCCAGGAUUUGUUCAGUGAUGUGCAUAAUACAGUCGAUAUCCGGGUUCCAGUAGAUCGCCGCUCGGGUGUUCCGCGUGGCUUCGCCCAUGCAGAGUUUAUUGAUGUUCAAUCCGCGAUGUGGGGCAUGGAGGUGCUAGCUCGGAAGGCUCCGUAUGGGCGGAAGUUGAAAGUGGAGUUUACGAACCGGAAGAAGGUGGGUAUGAUGCACUCGGGGCGGCUGCCGGCAUUGUGGUCGAAGAGGGCAAUGGAGAAAGAAUCGAUGGCCGAAUCCGUUGAAAAGGCCAUGGAUCAUUCCACAGAAUCGGAUGCUCCUGAAGCUGCUGAUCGACAGCGUGCCAAAGACCCGAAGGUGGAGUAG